Molecule: messenger RNA, 2148 nt
Organism: Rhododendron vialii
Lineage: Eukaryota; Viridiplantae; Streptophyta; Magnoliopsida; Ericales; Ericaceae
Product: inorganic phosphate transporter 1-4-like
Exons: 2
Coding region: 206-1816 (536 amino acids)
Biological process (GO): phosphate ion transport; transmembrane transport
Cellular component (GO): membrane
Molecular function (GO): phosphate transmembrane transporter activity
Source: RefSeq, a predicted model, not a curated record
UCUUCUCUCUCUCUCUAAAACUCUCUCCCUCUCUCUCAUCCUUAUAUUUUGCGUUGCUAUCUUUCAGCCCUCUCUGCAUAAAAAUGUUUCUUUUUCUUCUGAGGAGUCUCAGCAGUUUCUGAAUCAGCACUACUGAGAGGAUACUUAAGCUACAAGCCUACAACCACAGUUAGCAGUCUGAAAGAGUUUCCAAACAGAGGCAGCCAUGGCCAACGACCGGUUACAAGUGCUCAGUGCACUUGAUCUUGCCAAGACACAAUGGUACCACUUCACUGCCAUAGUAAUUGCUGGAAUGGGUUUUUUCACCGACGCCUACGAUCUGUUUUGCAUCUCUCUGGUGACCAAACUGCUUGGUCGCAUAUACUACCACAACGAUGGCGAUGCUAAGCCAGGGACUCUGCCGCCUAACAUCGCGGCUGCAGUCAAUGGGGUUGCCUUGUGUGGUACCCUAGUCGGACAGCUCUUUUUUGGGUGGCUCGGAGACAAGAUGGGUAGGAAAAGGGUCUACGGCAUGACCCUUAUGCUCAUGGUCGUUGCCUCCAUUGCCUCUGGCCUUUCCUUUGGCAAGAGCGCGAAUGGCGUGAUGGCCACGCUUUGUUUCUUCCGCUUCUGGCUAGGUUUUGGCAUAGGGGGCGACUACCCUCUCUCCGCCACAAUUAUGUCAGAGUAUGCCAACAAGAAAACCCGUGGAGCCUUCAUUGCCGCGGUGUUUGCCAUGCAAGGUUUUGGGAUUUUGACUGGUGGGGUGGUUGCGAUUAUCAUUUCUGCAGCUUUCAACGCAAGGUUUCCUGCCCCAGCAUAUGGAGUUAACGCUAUCGCGUCUACCCCCCCGGAAGCCGAUUAUGUCUGGCGCAUAAUUCUUAUGUUUGGUGCUAUUCCAGCUGUGAUGACUUAUUACUGGCGCAUGAAGAUGCCCGAAACUGCCCGUUAUACUGCCCUAGUCGCCAAGAACGCCAAACAAGCUGCUGCCGACAUGUCCAAAGUGUUGCAGGUUGAGAUCGAAGCAGAACAAGAAAAGGUCGAAAAGAUUGCGGAAGAGCAGGGAAAUUCAUUCGGCUUGUUUUCCAAGCAAUUUCUACAUCGCCACGGGCUCCACUUGCUUGGAACCACCAGCACAUGGUUCUUGUUAGACAUUGCUUUCUACAGUCAAAAUCUUUUCCAAAAGGACAUUUUCAGCGCAAUCGGGUGGAUUCCCGAUGCAAAAACAAUGAAUGCAAUAGAUGAGGUUUUCAGAAUUGCUAGGGCUCAAACUCUCAUUGCCCUUUGCAGCACCGUGCCCGGGUACUGGUUCACCGUGGCGUUCAUCGAUAGAAUUGGGAGGUUCGCUAUCCAGUUGAUGGGAUUCAUCCUCAUGACAGUCUUCAUGUUUGCCUUGGCUAUUCCUUACAACCACUGGACUCACAAGGACAACCGAAUUGGAUUCGUGAUAAUGUACUCGCUCACUUUCUUCUUCAUGAAUUUCGGUCCUAACGCAACAACCUUUGUCGUCCCGGCAGAGAUUUUCCCAGCAAGGCUAAGGUCUACAUGUCACGGCAUAUCUGCAGCAUCAGGCAAGGCCGGGGCAAUUAUCGGGGCGUUUGGGUUUUUAUACUUGAGUCAAAGCAAGGAUUCGACUAAAACCGAUAAAGGGUAUCCCCCGGGUAUUGGUGUGAAGAACGCUCUCCUCAUCCUUGGCGGGGUUAAUUUCUUGGGUAUACUAUUUACUUUCUUGGUGCCGGAAGCAAACGGAAAAUCAUUGGAGGAAAUGUCUCAAGAGAAUGAAGAAGAGGAUGACGUACCGGCACCUAGCCGUGAAAGUAGGACAGUUCCAGUUUAAUUCACAAUUAUCUUAUACUCCGUAUGUGUCUUUCAUUGAUUAUACAUAUCGUGUUCAAGAUGAAAUAAGCUGCUAGCCUGUUAGUAUUAGCCUUCAAUUGAGUUCCUGACCUAGAGAGCAUAAGGUGUAUAUAUAGAGCUACGAUAUAGACUUAAGGAGUAAUAAGUCUGGGCUUCCAAUGUAAAUAAGUUAAAUACAUUAAAUUUUGAGCGUCAUUAAACAGAUUAUAGGCAUAAUUCAGAUCUAAAAGGACUAGCAUGGAUUAUUGAAAAUCUGUUAUUAGUGUAAUAUAUCAUAGCAUGCCAUAUUUAUUUAUUUAUUUUGUACUCUUA